UUCUUUUGAGCUCUUCUUUUGAGGCUGUGUUUGAUGCGUUGGCUUCCCAUCCGCUGCUCGUAACCAUCUCUGCUAUGAGUUCCUCGCAACGUUGCUGGUUUUCGAGGAACGGUCCGUUACGCUUCAGUGAAUGCACAUAAAAACCGAGAGAUGGGUAGGCAUGAUGAUCUGUGGUCCCUCUUCUACAUGUUGGUGGAGUUUGCAGUUGGUCAGCUUCCAUGGAGAAAGAUCAAAGAUAAGGAGCAAGUUGGCAUGAUAAAAGAAAAGUAUGAACAUCGAAUGCUGUUAAAACACAUGCCUUCAGAGUUCCACCUUUUUCUGGAUCAUAUUGCAAGCUUAGACUACUUCACCAAGCCAGACUAUCAGCUAAUCAUGUCCGUGUUUGAGAACAGUAUGAAAGAAAGAGGCAUCACUGAAAAUGAAGCUUUUGACUGGGAGAAGGCUGGUACAGAUGUCUUGUUGUCCACUAGCACUUCUACUCCACCACAGCAAAACACCAGGCAAACAGCAGCCAUGUUUGGGGUGGUUAAUGUCACUCCAGUACCAGGAGAUUUGCUUCGUGAGAACACCGAGGACGUCCUACAGGGUGAACAUCUGAGUGAUCAAGAGAAUGCUCCUCCCAUCCUGUCAGGCCGGCCAGCAGAAGGUCUUGGUCAGACACCAAACACUGCUUUCAAUGAGGCUGAAGUUUGGGAAGAGACAGAUGUGAAUCGCAACAAACUCAGGAUCAGCAUCAGCAAAACUCAGUGCAUGGUGGAAGAAGAUCAGAGAAAUGGGGUCUGUCCCAGCUCCCCUGUCCGAGUGCCUCCAGAGUCCCCUACCGCACAAGCGCGCUCCCUACGAUACCGCCGUGUGAACAGCCCUGAGUCAGAACGCCUCUCUACAGCUGACGGCAAAGCAGAUCUACAUGAAAGAAGAUCACGAAUGGAUUUGCCUGGCUCUCCAUCACGGCUUGUGUGCUCCUCCCAGCCAGCCCAGAUGCUGUCCAUUGACACUGGCCAGGCUGACCGGCAGGCAAGCGGUCGGAUGGAUGUGUCUGCUUCAGUGGAACAUGAAGCCCUCAGCAAUGCUUUCCGCUCAGUGCCGCUUGCGGAGGAGGAGGACUUUGAUAGCAAGGAGUGGGUUAUCAUUGAUAAGGAGACAGAGCUGAAGGACUUUCAUCCAGGUGCUGAGCCAAGCACCUCUGGUACCACAGAUGAGGAGCCUGAGGAGCUAAGGCCUAUUGAAGACGGUGAGGAGAGAAGGCGCUUGGGCGCAGACGCUGCAGUCAGGCCGAAGAUUCAUGAUGGGCGAAGUCGGGGUAUGCAGCCUGUGACUGAGGAGGACAGUUCCCACAGACAUGAAGGACCUUCUCAAACAGUAUCUGACAGUAAACAUGAACAGCAGACAGGAAGUCCAGCCCACUCCCCCCUACACUCAGCACCAGCUAUCCGACAAAGGAGACGAGAAUCUGAACCUACUGGUCCUCAGAGACAGGCAUAUACACUGAAGUCGUUUGAAAUGAAUGGUCUGCCCAAGGCAGUGCCUUUAAGUUUGCCUUAUCAAGACUUCAGAAAAGACAUGUUAGAGUACUGGGAAAAGGCUAAGUUAUCCCAGCGGAUAAAGAGAGUUGAUUUCUCAAAUGUUGUCUUGACUGCUCCUUGCAAACCCCUGGAGCCUUACCUGGAAAUGAAUGGCAAAGAGGAGGAGGAAGAGGACGAGGAAGAAGAUGAAGAUGAGGAAGAAGAUGAAGAGGAUGUGGAGGAGGAAGGGGAUGAAAUUGACAUGCACAGUGGUUCCAGCAGUGAUCUGAGUCAAAAAAGCACAGAGCGCAGCCAGGAGUGCGCACCAUCCACUCUCCUGGCUGAUGACCAGAAGGGAUCCAAGGGUCGAGCUUCCAUGGCUGAUGGGGACUUGGAACUGGAGGAGGGCUCAAAAACACUGGUGCUGUUUUCACCAGGUGAUCUGAAAAAAUCUCCAGUGACCACAGACUUGCCUCCAGAAGUUGAUCUGGGGACACUUGCUGCACUGACACCUCAGAGCGAACGGCCGCAGCCAAUGGGUAGCCAACUAGACGUGUCUGAGCCAGGGACCCUGUCCUCAGUCCUUAAAUCUGAACCAAAGCCUCCCGUGGCAGUGGCUACAGCUUCCUCCCCAUUUACCAAAGUCGAGCGCACAUUUGUUCACAUAGCAGAAAAGACCCACCUCAAUGUCAUGUCUUCCAGCGGCCAGCUGAUGAGGCAUGAGGAAUACUGCCCUCCGGGACAGUUUGAAGAGGUCAUUAUUGAAGAGGAGCUGGAAGACAAUCUGGCGUUGGUAGAGAACGGAAGCAUCCAUUCGGGAUUAGAAGGGGCAGAGACAGAGAGCUGUGCACUUUCUGCUAAUCCCAUUGAAACCACCUCAGAAACAGUGGGGGAGCAGCUGUCAGUCCCCAAUGUAGCAAAGCCUCCUGAGGAUAAGGCAGAGUCCUCUGACAAUGUGGCACUCUCGCUGGAUUUGGAAGAGUCUGCCAAGGUGGUCACGAGAGAGCCUGACGUUGAGAAGCCAGCAUCGGUAGCGGAACACCUGAAGCCAGCAGAGACCCUCCCUGAUGCUCCACAGCAGGGCCCCAGGAGACCUCUGGGCUCCAGGUAUAGAAGUCGGAUCCCCAUUUUAUUCUCUGAGGAGGACACUGGCUCAGAUCUUUCAACUUCACUCUCAGCCAAAGAGAGGCUUUAUAAGAGGGCAAAGCAACCUGAUCUGGCUCGUUUAGUGAUGGAGAAGAGACAAAACUGCCUCCUUAGGCUGGCUUCGGGGGCCUCCUCCUCAGCAUCCUCCAGUGACGAGAGGCGGCGGGCCUCAGAAACCCUGUCAGCCACUGGUUCUGAGGAGGACACCCAUGACUCUGAUGACUCCAUCCCAAGAAAGGCAGGGAAGAAAGCUGCCCUCCUGGGGAGAGAAGAGAAACUCAUAAGCACAAGGAGCAGAAUUCCUCGGCCCAUCACACCUGUGAAAACACCGCUAGAGACAAUGAAGUCUGAGAGCUCCACAGCCGUUGUGAUGGCAGUGCUUUCCCCGCAGGAUGCGGCUGUUGCCUACAGGCUCCAGGCACAGAGAGCAGCUGGAAGUGUCCCAAACGACUACCGAGCAAUGCAGAUACAAAGCCGGCUUCCUCCUUCACCAAGUUCCACGUCUCUUCCUCCACGGAGCAGCACGCAGAGGUCCAGCUACGCAUCCCCUCGGAGCCCUGUCCUUCCUUCCAAAACCCCCACUGCUUCCCCAAGAAGCCAGUUGUUGCCUCGGAGGGAAAACCCUUCUCCCUGCAGGCAGCAUAAGCCAGGGACUGCUCUCCAGCGAGUUCCACCUUCCCCCCGACCUCAGCCCCAGGCUCAGGCCCUGGGACCAACAGGAGACUCCCUGCCCUCUCCCGGCACGGCCAAAAAACGGCAAAGAGGAAAAACCCAGACUCAGAGUCCAGCAACCAAAGGAAAGCAGGUGUCCCUGGAAAGUAAGGCAGCUGCCAGAUAAUGAUCUUCUGCCAACCCAACAGACUGGGUAACUUCUGCAUAUAGUAUACACUUGAGAUGCUGCAGCACAGCCUUCCAUGCCGGAACCACGAGUGUAUAGCAGUAGCUGUACUUCAAUGCUUCACUCACUCUCACCCCACACAGUUGUGAUCAGCUCCCACAGGCCUGAGAGCCUCUGAGCCACAGAGCCUUCUUCGAGGGAAACAUCCAGUCCGCAGCUCACGCUUGCUAAUGCACAGCGACCCUGGCAGCCUGCCUAGUGCCUGACCCCCUACUCCCCAGGCAAUCCCCUCUCUCUGUUGGCAAUACCUGUCGCCAAUACUGACCCUGGCUUUGGAAAGAGGAGUGGAAGUGAUGAGAGCCUGCUGGGGAGGAAGGCUCCUGUCCUGCAGGCAGCCCUUGCUCUCUCUUUGCUGGGAAAACACCAGCCCUGGCUGCCAACGGCUGAGUGCUGGCUCCUCUCCUGCAACCUGUGUUAGUGAGGGCUUGUCACCAGCCCAGCUCAGAUGGGUGUGUUGUCGUGCGCUGAGAAAAGUGCAGGAGAGGGCUGGAGGAGCUUUGCUCUCCUUUUUCCACAAGGGCCUCUGCAGGCAGGAGUGGGGCAAAGGCUGCCCUUGUAGAUGCUCCUGCCUGCUCCAGGGUGUCCUGCAGAGCUGUUUCAGCAGCCGCUUGUGGGGCAGGUAUUGAGUUGAAAGUAGGGAUGUAUGGGCAGCUUGCUGGGAAAUCCAGAGCACUAGCAUGUGCUGUGGAAGGGAGCACUCUGCAGCCACUUCUGUCUCAGAUACUGAACUGUGACCUGUGGAAACCACAUCUUCUGACAUGGGUGGUUCCUCUCAGCCUGAGUGUGGUUGGUGCCACAGUUCUGUAGGCCACCCAAACACAGCUCCAUCCUGAAGAUGUGAAUAGUCACUGGAUGCCUUCAGCUCGGGUGCCCCCUGCACCUAAAUUCCUUGUGCUUUAUUGUCACGUUCUUGGUGUUUGUGAAUUUUGGCACUGUCGUUGAAGGUUCCCUUACACAGCAGGAGGGAAGUAAUUAUCCUGUAGUAUACUCUAAAGCUGCUGCUUUGCAAGGAGAGUUUUGCUGGUAUGCUGUGGGUAUCCUGUGCAUUUCUCAUCGGGAUAUCGGGUUUAUGUCCUUCUCAUGCUCAGCUCUUCCACACAUUGCCUAACAACCAACAAUGUGAACACAAAAGCAAGGGCUGUGCUCUUAAAUAAUAUUACCAAAACGUAAGCUUAGCUCUCACUUAGCACGCCAACUUUUUAGCUACCCAGCUAAUUAGGGUGGUUUGAAAAUUCAAGCCAGGAGGACUGAUAAUUGCCAGAGCCUGAUAAGAUCUUGAAAUGGUCACAAAUUCUUCCCUGCAUUGCAUAGGGAGAAACAAUACAGACCCAAAUCCUUGGGGCUUCAUGCCACUGUCACACCUAAAAGAAGUUUUGCAUAAGGCAGAACAAAACAAUGGCUGCUCUGCCCACCCAACUCCUGCAGCUGCAACUAGCAGCUUCAGAAAAGAUUUGCAGACAAAAAAGCUUGAUGGAAGAAUCUUAUGGUAGUAACUGACUCAUUCGAAUGUAUUUACAGUCACAUUCAUGGUCAUCCAAUCCAAGGAAUCCCAACUUUCUGUUUCAGAGUGGUUCUACAGGAACGUGCAUGGAUCAUGAGAGCUGUGACGGAGUGGCAGGGAGAACAGGAUACUCCUGGGACAUCAGAACAGGGAAAUGUCUGGAAACAAGUGAUGGGACUUACCUCUCUACACAACAGUUCCAGUGUUGACAAUGCUAGGAACUUAUUUCAUACAGUUCAAAACGUUUGGUGUUUUCCUUAAAAGUCAUUCACCCUUGUAGAGUAAGCAGAGCUUCUCAUCCGAGAACAAAUCCCAGCUCUCAUAUUUGCAGAGGGGCACUGAGAAUUCCACGCUCAGGUUGUGGUUUCAGGGACUGAGAUGACUUAACCAAUGAUGGCAGUGGUCCCUCCAACUUGCAAUCCCCUCCCUUAUCCUAGGGCAGCUGUUCAGUAAGGUGGCUGGAGAUAGGGAUCCAGUGUGACAACAAGUGCUCUGGUUUGCUGGGUUAGUUUUCAUCUGUUCAUCCAUCAGGUUCAGCAUUUGAUCACACAAAUGCUUCUGCCAAAAGUGGAGGAAAGAGUAGAUAGUAAAUUCUACCACUUCUUCUGCGGGCACAAUGACUUCAUGUGAGUUUGGAGUCUGGUCCAACUGCAGCCUAAAUAUGUCCUGAGAGUUUUGAAACUAGAAAACAAAAUAAACCCAAAUACACAGAUUCUUUCUGGAAAUAUAAAUGGUAAUGGCACUCCUAUUAAUUUGUCAGCAGACUGUUCAUUUUAGAGUGCUUAGAUAAUAAGAUUUUGACAGUGAAGCCAUUACCAGAUACUCUAUCCAGGUCUUACAUGCACAUGCCAAAAAGGCAUCGAAGGAGCAGGAAACGAGUGCUAUGGGGCUAUUUGCAGGAUUAGCAAACCCAUUUUGUCAUGGGAGACCAGUGAAGCACAAUUAUUGUAUUUGUUCAAGAGAAAGUUUAAAUUAGAAUUGUCCAUGGCCCAGCUGUACCAUGUCAAGAAGGAAACUGAAAGAAGAAUGCCAGUGAAUGAUUUCCAGCAUGGGAGACAGCAGCCUGUCUCCAUGUUGUGUGAUAGGGCUGGGCUGAUGCUGCAGCUGGAUCUGUAGUACUGUCAUGCACUGUCUAUCCUGAGUCAUCAGGUCCAUUGGCAUUGAGAGCUGGCUGGCUGCAGCAGGGUUGAAAGCCAGAGCAGGAGCUGCUGGCUGCUGCCACUGACAGGCUCCCAAGGUUGUUCCUGCACGGCCUGGCUGUCCCCGUGUGUCCCACAGGCUUGGAGCUCCAGACCUGUCCCCUUUCCCAGUGGCAAAUGAUGCUGUGAUGUUACAGGUAAAAUGCUUCACAUUGCCUCUUACUGUCCUUCACUGUACUAUUUUUUACUGAGAUUAUUUUUUACAGGAGCUUCAGUGCUGAGUUCAUUCAGUCAAGUGAUUAAAAUAAUUUGCUCAUUUGCUAAAUUUGGCAGUGCAAAGAGUCAGGCUUCAUGCAAGCACUGCUCAGCAACCACUAAAUGUCAGUAUGUUAUCAACAUUAUUCUCAACCAAAUACAAAACACGACACCACACCAGCCACUACAAAGGGAGCUAACUGUACCCCAGCCCAAACCAGGACACUUGCUUUCUGUUCCAGAUGUUGGCAGGGACACUCAGGAAAGCUUCUGCCAUACAAAAGCUGCUCUGGGUCUGUUCACUCUGAUUUUCCAAGUUCUGCCCUUCAGAGGUGAGCAUGACCCCAGGGACUGCUGUCACUUGGGGCUGCUUGGUUCUCUGGAGAGGAGAGUUUGCUGGUGAUACUUCCCAUGAAAAGAGUCCUACAAAAGGGGCUGGGAACUGUGGGUCUCUCAUCCUGUUCUCUGCCCCACAAGCCAGGAGCGCAUCUGUCAUAGUUGGGUCAAAUGCAGCAGAUCAUGUUUGAGGGGUUGUUCUGUUAGGGCAGAUGGCUGAUACAAGAUGAUGUGGCAAGGGGUGGGUCUGAAGAAUAGUUCUCAGCACCGAGCUAAUAUGACAGUGGACUGUAUGAGCAAAAAGAGCACUAGAGACAGUCAAGAGAGUAUCACGGAAGGGCACAGACGCGUGGCUGGAGACACUAAGCUGGCUUUGGUUGGCGGCACGGACACUGGCUUGUCUUGAUGCAAAAGGUGUUUCAGUGACAGACAUUUUUGGGUCGUGCUUGGGGUUUACAAGAGGCAGGACACUUGGCUUGUCCUUUCUAAGUAGAGAGUAUUACUAUAUAUAUAUAUAUAUAUAUUUAAAUUAUAAGAAUAUAAUAUAAGUAGUGCCCAUUAUAUAUUGUGGCUAAAGGUUGAAAAGGAUCCUGCAGCCUUCAGAGAGGCACUGUGUGUCCCUGCUGUGUCCAGGGCUGUCCCUGUGCUGUGGGUGCAGAUGGAGGAGCAGGGUACCACCACUGAAGCACACAGGAGCUGUGAGGCUCUGCUCACCAGGGGCCAACACACAGUGGUGUGGGUGGCCAUCCGAGCUGUCAUAACCAUCUUGUGUGGCGUUGAUCUGGGUCUGGAGACUGAGUGGUGGCCCUUCAUUAACAGAAGCGUGGUUUACUUGGGGUAACAGUGUCUUUGGUGUUACUCCUUUCCAACACAGAGCUAUUUUCUCAGUGUAAAUCUCUGUAAUAAGAUGGUUCCGCAUCUGCUUACAGCCUGAACAGCUCCAGCAGUAGCUCAGUGGCCCCUUAGCACACUUCUUUCUUCCCUGUACAGUUUACUGUCUCAUGGCAUGAUCCCACCACUAUCCCACAUGCAAGAACACGGAUGUCCACUGGAGGCCUUGCUCCAUGCAUCCACAAACUGCAGUCAAAUGAAUCUUGCAAACACAAUAAAAGUCCCGUUGUGGAUCUGAUGAGUUUGGUUUCCAACGAGCUUCUUCUGGCUUAACUGCAAUGUGCCCAUGCUUGAUCUGCUGCAUUCACAAAGCAUGUGGAGACCACCUGGGCACCUGUGAUCACGUCUGUUUCCCAGCAGCUGCACACAAGAGGAGAGCUUGGGUUUCUGCUCAGGUCCUUUCCUCUUCUGUGUGCUGUGUGACCAACAGCAGGGUGGGUGCCCACGUGCUCCCUGCUUGCUGGCUCCAGGGUCCUCUGCAGAACCCCGAAUGGCUUUUUGCUCUCCCUCAGCCUCUUGCUGACCACUGGGACUGUGCUAGCAGGAAAGCAGAACCAGCUGACAUUCAGAUAAAUUGACAGCAUCUGCAUGAGCUUUGGGUCUUGCAUCUUUGUGAUGCUAGAAAGCAGCCCUGGUUCCAGGCUGCGCUGAUCCAUGGUCUCAGGCACAGCCAGGACACUACGAAAUGGCAGCAAUUUGCACACUACAGCUCUCCCAUCCCCUCAUUUGUAGCUUCCCUCCUCUAGUAAACAUGGUCUGCAGUCACUCUUUGACCCCUGUAGAUCAGUCCCUCCCCGUCUGGGUCUUCGUAGCUGUCCUGGAUGUCUGCACAACUUAAGGAACACCUGGCCCCUUUGCAGGCUGCUGCUCUGGGAUAUGAGGAGCAUUUCCCCUUCUAUUUCUGGAGCUGCAAAUGUCUGCAGAGGAGGCUUAAGGCAGACAUUGAUGCCUUCUGUGCUAAAAGGAGGAAGGGAGCUACCACAGCAGAUCCACAGGGUUCCUGGCAGGGACCGUGGUGUGAGCACAUCCUCCCUAUAACUCCUGAACCAGAAUGAGCAGAAGGCCUGAGAUUUCAGCUUGCCUCACCUCUACCCCAGCUGCAAGGAGGAGGCAGGGGCUGGUGGCACUCGGGGACAUGGCUGCAAAGGCAGAGGCUCCCAGACUGGCAUCUGCAGGUGGUGUGAAGAGCUCUGCAGGGCAUGGGGUUAGGCAAGGAGUCCGCAUUUUAAACCAGCCCAUGCAUGAGAACCGGUGUGAGGGACACUGCUGUCCUGUGCAACCUGGGCUGCUGCUUCUCCGGACAGGAAUUGGAGCUGAAAACGCAGAUAAUUUUGUAAAUCUCCUUUUAACACAUUAGCAUGGGACUCUACACUCAGACAUCACAGCUGGCACACCGACGUUGAUUUCCUUCACCUCCAACACAGUCCGACAAAGCCUUUUGGCCCGGAGACAGGACUCUUGCUCUUUGGUACUGUCUGGGAACGUGACUGGGUCCCAAGGCUGAAUCUCUACAUAUCUCCUUUGCAUUCUUUAGGAAAGCAGCUCGAGAAUGUUUACACACUGCAAACAGAAUGUACAACUCUGACCAGGAACCACAAUCCGGUUCAACUGCAUGGCAAAUUUCUUGGCCAUCGAAUCAGGCAUGCAUCACAGAGGCCCCGUCUGUGUACAGAUCCACCUGGCAUUGCUCAUACCUUCAGAUCACGUCUUAAAAAGAAUAUACGACGAUGCCAUUUCUUGUUCAUACCAGACACAGUUGUCAUUAGAUUUAUUAUUAACGGGGGGAUUCUUGAUCAUGCCAUUAAAAGCCUGUCUACCUUUUCA
Messenger RNA from Centrocercus urophasianus (Greater sage-grouse), 9492 nucleotides. Its product is annotated as tau-tubulin kinase 1-like. Gene Ontology annotation, cellular component: nucleus; cytoplasm. NCBI's taxonomy places the organism in Eukaryota, Metazoa, Chordata, Aves, Galliformes, Phasianidae. Gene Ontology annotation, biological process: peptidyl-serine phosphorylation; peptidyl-tyrosine phosphorylation; signal transduction. The transcript is spliced from 10 exons. The record is from RefSeq and is a predicted model, not a curated record. Bases 151 to 3486 code for a protein of 1111 amino acids. Gene Ontology annotation, molecular function: protein serine/threonine kinase activity.